Pterocles gutturalis (yellow-throated sandgrouse) is the source of this 1194-nucleotide messenger RNA. It is a transcript of the gene ADRB2, whose product is annotated as adrenoceptor beta 2, surface. NCBI's taxonomy places the organism in Eukaryota, Metazoa, Chordata, Aves, Pterocliformes, Pteroclidae. Gene Ontology annotation, biological process: negative regulation of smooth muscle contraction; norepinephrine-epinephrine-mediated vasodilation involved in regulation of systemic arterial blood pressure; adenylate cyclase-activating adrenergic receptor signaling pathway. The transcript has a single exon. The record is from RefSeq and is a predicted model, not a curated record. Bases 1 to 1194 code for a protein of 397 amino acids. Gene Ontology annotation, molecular function: beta2-adrenergic receptor activity; norepinephrine binding. Gene Ontology annotation, cellular component: membrane.
AUGGGGGUGGCAGGCACCGAGCUGCCCGGCGGGAACGUCAGCGCUAACCAGAGCGCCGCUGACCCCACGCUGUCGCGGGAUGUGUGGAUGGUGGGCAUGGGGAUCCUGAUGUCGGUGAUCGUGCUGGCCAUCGUCUUCGGCAACGUGCUGGUGAUCACUGCCAUCGCCCGCUUCCAGCGCCUGCAGACUGUCACCAACUUGUUCAUCACCUCGCUGGCCUGCGCUGACCUGGUGAUGGGGCUGGCCGUGGUGCCCUUCGGCGCCAGCCACAUCAUCAUGGAGAUGUGGAAGUUUGGGAACUUCUGGUGUGAGUUCUGGACCUCCCUGGACGUGCUCUGUGUCACGGCCAGCAUUGAGACCCUCUGCGUCAUUGCUGUGGACCGGUACUUUGCCAUCACCUCCCCUUUCAAAUACCAGAGCCUGCUGACCAAGAGCAAGGCACGCGUGGUCAUCCUCGUGGUGUGGGUGGUCUCAGCCCUCACCUCCUUCUUGCCCAUCCAAAUGCACUGGUACCGGGCAGACCGCGUGGAGGCCAUCCUAUGCUACGAGAGGGACACGUGUUGCGACUUCUUCACCAACCAAGCCUAUGCCAUUGCCUCCUCCAUCAUCUCCUUCUACCUACCACUCGUGGUCAUGGUAUUCGUGUAUGCCAGGGUCUUCCAGGUGGCCAAGAAGCAGUUGCAGAAGAUAGACAGGAGCGAGGGGAGGUUUCACAACCAGAACAAGGAGCAGGAGCAGAAAGGGGGAGCUGGGCACCGCCGUUGCUCCAAGUUCUUUUUGAAGGAGCACAAGGCCCUCAAGACUCUGGGCAUCAUCAUGGGCACCUUUACGCUGUGCUGGCUGCCCUUCUUCAUCGUCAACAUCGUGCACGUCAUCCAGGACGACAUCAUACCCAAGUACGUGUACAUCCUCUUGAACUGGCUGGGCUAUAUCAACUCUGCCUUCAACCCUUUGAUCUACUGCCGGAGCCCGGACUUCAGGUACGCCUUCCAGGAGCUCCUGUGCCUCCGCAGGUCUGCCCUGAAGAUGUAUGCCAACGGCUACUCCAACAGCAACGGCAAGAGCGACUACAACGAGGAGGACAACGGCUACCCCCUGGCACCGGAUAAAACCUGCGAGUUGCUCUGCGAAGAGGGCUCCUUCCCUCACCCCGAGGACUUUUUGCACUGCAAAGGUACUGUGCCUAGCGGGUAG